AGACAGCCGUGAGAAAUCCCUUUAUAAACUGCAGCUGCUUUAAGUCUUUCUAAUGUGGUCUUAUUUUUGAUAAUUACACAAGAGUACGCGAGGACGAGAACGGACAAAAUAAUAGAAACAUUGGGUUUGAUAUUUCCCUUCUUAAAGAUUUUUAAAAUAGCGCCUUAUGGAAUUUUAUGUCUAUGUUUAUCUAGAUAUUAAUGUCAUGAAAAGCGGUGAAUCGACGGUUUAUUCAGGUGAUUAAAUCAUCCUUAAAAAUGCCAGUCAGGCAGUUGCGUAGUAUUUUAAAACAUACUUAAAGUAAUCAUUCAAACAUGGAAGAAGAAGAAGAUCUGGAGACACUUGGUGAGCAGCUGUACUCUCUGAUUUUCCCCAAACACAAGGAAAUUGCUGGAAAACUCACAGGUAUGCUGCUGGAGCUGCCCUGUCCAGUCCUGAGUCAGAUGCUGCAGGAUGAAGCUACACUCAGCACGGCUGUAGAGAAAGCCCUCGGAGCCCUGCAGCUCCCACAGGAACCAAGCAAAGUGACAUAUAAAGAAGAGGAUGAUGUCUCUGUGUCCUCUGACUCCCUGGGGGAGCAGCUGUUUGAGCUGGUGAAUGUUUACAACACCGGCCACUCUCAGAAAAUCACAGGAAUGCUUCUAGAGCAGCAGAAAGAUGUCGUUUUAAGCCUUCUUUCAGAUCCAAAACUGCUGGAGGAGCAGGUGAACUCUGCCCUGAAAACACUUACGGAGCAGAGUGUGGAGGAGACUGACAUCAGUGACUUGUCGGAUGCCGAUGACACAGAGAGGUUGGGAGAGAAGCUCUUUUCAUUGGUGGAGGAGCUGGAUCCUCAUCAUGCCAGUGAUAUUACAGGUAUGCUCCUGGAGAUGGACCCCGCUGCUCUCCAACAGCUGCUCAGUGACCACACAAUGCUAGAGGUUGCUGUUGGGAAAGCACAAGCAGCACUAGACACGUAAAACUGGACCGAUUCUACUUGAACAGCAAGGGAUAUUUUACAUAGAGACUAAGAGAUAAUAUUUAAAUGACUUUGGAGAAUCAAAUAAAAUGCUGGAAAAUGAUAACGAUAAUCAUAUGAGUCACCCAUGGAAUAACCAGCUAUUUUAGUUUUGUACUGAUUUUUGACUAGACUGUGGUCAGUCUACUUUUGAAUGCAACUGUUAAUACUUGGAGAGUCGACUUACCUUUGUAAAUGUAAUUGACUUUUUCUACAGGUGCUGUCUAUUGACAUCAUGUGUCCAUCAGUUUUUUUUCUUGCCAGAGUGAAGUGUCAACUGAUGACAGUGUUUACAAAUGUUUUUUUUUUCCUUAGGAUGUAAACGGAGUUGCUAAAAUUAACAGUCUUGCCAUAACAUUUUUCAAAAUUGUUGGUACUGUUCUUACCAUAUUGUGACUGUGAGCUGUUGAACUGUAUUUGCUAAAUCUUUUGCUAAAUAAUAUAUAAACC
Cheilinus undulatus (humphead wrasse) is the source of this 1447-nucleotide messenger RNA. RefSeq lists its product as uncharacterized. The coding region runs from base 315 to 959 and encodes 214 amino acids. Lineage: Eukaryota; Metazoa; Chordata; Actinopteri; Labriformes; Labridae. The record is from RefSeq and is a predicted model, not a curated record. Gene Ontology annotation, molecular function: RNA binding. Gene Ontology annotation, cellular component: nucleus. Gene Ontology annotation, biological process: regulation of double-strand break repair; protein polyubiquitination. The transcript has 6 exons.